Molecule: messenger RNA, 3095 nt
Organism: Anneissia japonica
Lineage: Eukaryota; Metazoa; Echinodermata; Crinoidea; Comatulida; Comatulidae
Product: circularly permutated Ras protein 1-like
Biological process (GO): COPII-coated vesicle cargo loading
Cellular component (GO): COPII vesicle coat; endoplasmic reticulum exit site
Molecular function (GO): zinc ion binding; SNARE binding
Source: RefSeq, a predicted model, not a curated record
AUGGCCAGGGUGAAUGGAAAUGAUCCAGCGAUACGAUCAAAUGAUGAAAGCAUUGCUCGGAUGGAGGCACGUAAACAGUUUGAUGACGAACGUUAUGUAGCAUUCCCGGGUGCUCCCUCCCCGCAACAUAAGGUGUACAUAUCACGAUUACAGGCUAUGCAAUCUGCUAUUGAUACACAACUGAGUAGGAUGGAGAAGCACCAACUGGACAAGCGAGUUGGGGUUGUUGCCUUCAACAACAAGGUGAUAGUAGUCGGUGAUGGUAGCAAGGAACCAGUGAUAUUAAAUGAGGAGCAACUUCUUGAGAAGGAUAUUGUAGUAGAAAUUGGUCGUACUAUUCCGUUACCAGCUCCCAUUUCUCAAGUCAGACGAUGCCUUGAGGACAAAGUUUUCAGUUUAAAUGAGGCCGGACAAACUGCUCUUGGACCAGGUCUUUUGGUGUCUAUUGCAAUGGCAUCACAACGACCAGGUUCAAAGGUGAUUGUAUGCACCGAUGGAAUGGCUAAUAUUGGACUGGGCAGUCUUCUCUAUACAGACACUGAGUAUGAGUAUGAGGCUGCAUCUGUGUUUUACGAAGAGGCCGGAAAAUAUGCUCGCGACAGUGGGUGAACAUUGUACAACCAAAUAACUUGUCCGAGGAGUUUGGGAGCAUCCUGCUAGAUCCGAUAUUAGCUUGCAAGGUUUCAGCGAAGCUGAUAUUACACAAUGGAAUGUAUUUUCGUAACGAGGACACUGAGGGCAGUGUUGUUACUCGUGAUGUAGGUAACGUGACAGCUGAUUCAGAAGCAACUUUUGAAUUUGGUGUUCGCAAAAAACCUGUAAUGCAAGUGCUCUAUGAUAACCUUGGUGGAACGAUGAUUGAAGCAGAAGAAAGUGCAGAGACAGACAUAAAGCUGCAGAUUCGAUAUACAACGCGUACGGGUGCAGAGUGCCUUCGCAUCAUCACGAUGGACAGACCUGUCACAAAGGAUCGCCAGUUUGCUGAGCAGAACUUGAAUGUAGCUGUUCUUGGGACACAUGCUGCACAAUCAACUGCAAAGCUUGCUGUAGAUGGUCUGUACGGGGAGGCUAGACUGAAUGCUAUUGUGACUCAGAAAUUGGUUGAAAGACAUGUGCAACAGAAAGAAGAAGAUGAAGAAGGAAUAUAUCAAGCUUUUGUCAGCAAUUUAGCACCAAUUGACUCAGAACUUAACAGAGUUAACAGUGGCACUGAAAAUCAAGAAAUCACUGCAAGUCCAAGUGAGGAGGAAGAAGCUGUGACUUCAAAAUACAAAAAAGACAAGAAAAAGCGCUACUCAAAAAAGGCUAAGCUAAGGCGGAAGAAUGUAACAGAUCGGCAAGCUAGUAUCUUUUACAAAACAAAGAAUGUGACGGGGAAAGCAUUUGAUGUUUAAAGAAAACAGAAUAUUCUAACAAACUGUUCACUGGUUUCAACUUAAAUUUUAUACAGUACAUGUGUAUUUAACCAUGUAGAUGAUUCAAUAUGUUUCUCUAUAUUUUAGAAUAGACUUUAUGAAAUUUCAAUAAAUGAGUACAUAAAUUUUAUGUUAAUUUAUAACAGUUUGAGAUUUACAGAUUAAUAAAUUACUGUUAUUUUACCAAUUGUUUGUGUUACAGCCAUAGAUACAUAUCUAGUAGAAAUUGUUUUUAAUCUUUUGUAUAAACUGAAUUCCUUUGAAUGCUGUAGUUUGUAGAACAUAGCAAAAUAACCACAUAUAUUUUGAUGUAUGCCAUAACAGAGAACACCCUCCAAAAAGGAAACUUCAGCAUUGUAAUACCUAUAUUUAAGAUCAUAUAUAUAGUGUUUAUAUUAUAUUAUAUGCAUUAUAAAAGUAGAUGGCUUAUAUUUAAAUUUUAUUUUUAAUAUAUACACCUUGAGAUGUUUUCAUUCCAUAGCUUUUGUAAUGAUUUAAUUUGUAAAUAUUGAAAAUCAAUUAACUCUUAAAGUUAAUCAGAAUAAUUUAUAAUUUAUUUAAGCAAAUAUAGUCGGGUUUUGAAGCCGAAGGAGCCAUUAUUUCCUGAAAAAAUUGCCUGCGAGGGUUUUGAUGGAAAUCUUUGAAGGAAGUAAUGGUUCUUAAGGCUUCUAUUUCCUAUAUUGUACGAAAUUACUCGACUUGAAUUGCUUUAUAAGUUAGUUUUCACAUUUUCUGUAACUUUUUAUAUUCAAACUGCUGGUUGUAGAGUGGUUGCUAUAGGCCCUAUAUCAUAAAUCCAUCAAAGUGAUGGUUGCUCAGUGAUCACUCUGCGUGUGCAUUAGCUGCGCGUGUUGCAAUGAUUUGGGUAAUACCAAGUAGUAUGUACACUGACACUCUCCGCACAGCUCUUUGCGAUACUUGGCAAAUCCGACAUAAAUAUUUGAAAUAAUGCUUCAUAAACUUAUUCUCAAUACAAGGUUUAGGAAGUGAACAAAAAUCCUGGUGUCACAGGAUUUGAACUUAGAACCCUAGUAUUAGAAGGCAAGCAUCUUACCCACCAAGCCACAUUUCUACUAUUUAGCACUUUUUAAAUACUACUGGUGGGAUUAGGACCAGAAGAGCGCUUAAGAGACUUGUUAACCAGGUUAUAGGAACGUGGGGUGGAGGUUUAAAGGCAGUGAUUAUGAUGCUUGUAAAUUUUAAAUAUGCAUGGUCCUGUUUUUACUAACUGUGUACAAAAGUUUUUUAGUCUUUCAAAAUUUAUUACAGAGUAAAAUGUAUUUUAGAGUUUCCUGAUAUUACGAUACCAUUAUGGAAAUAUCAAUUUGGCAAUAGAUUGCUUUAUAGAUUAACUGAGGAUUAGAUGUUAAUUAAUACAGUAUUAACACCAAACUUUAAUAAGUGCCUUCUUAUUUUUGACCUUGAAAUAUAUUUAAUUUGUAGGACUGAAAUAUUUGAUUUUGGAAUAAUAUACUAAAGGUGUAAUUAAUUUAUUAAUUAAUGUUUGUCUAAACUAUGUGAUAAAGUUUUAUUGAUCUGUAUAUAUACUCAAAUAAAACUUUAAAAGUAUUAUAUUAAGUACUGUAUAUGGUCUUGUACUAUUUUGGAACUACUAAAAUGUAAUCUUUGUUUUGUUUAUUGUAUUAAUAUUAUUCACAUACAAUAAUCAAUUUAACAUGU